UGCAAUUCACAGUAUCACAAAUAGAGGUUUGCAAGUAAAUAAGUAAGCGUUCCUAGUCACCUCCGAACAAUGUGAUUCGCAGCCAAAUACGCUAGAAUCACCUUCGAAGGUUUUCCCUCUUGAUAGUAAAUUCUAGUUCUCUCUAAACCAAACCAAAAUCGUGUCAGUCAAACUGCAAGCUAGAAAAUAAUGAGUAGAUACCAUCCAGCUGAGCAGCGUCCAUUUGGCAGUACGUUGUAGGCUGAAACGAGUAUAUUUGAUUUGCGCAUGCGCCAUAGCUAACACGUGUAACAGAAUGUAAUUAGAUAAUACACUUGUAUAAGUACAGUCUACCUUACAUUUAGCGACAUUGGGUUUAGCGACACAUCGGUAUUAACGACCGAAACGUUUUACCCUAUCAAGAAGGUAGUACAAAAUAUGUCUUCCUACCUCGGGUUUAGCGACAGCGGAUAUAGUGACAAAUUGCAUUUACCGACCUGUCUAAACUGUCCAGUGUAGUACUAAUUUCCUCGUUUAUACCGACCAAUGUAAAUUUUGUAACGCAUGCGCCGAUCACGUGUCUUGAGCAUGGCUUCCAGAAAGCGAAAACGGCUGUCAUUCUCAGAAAAAUACGCGAUUUUGGCCGAACUCGACUCUGGCGUGUCACGGAAUGCGUUGGAAAAGAAGUACGACGUCCCUCACGGUACUUUAGCUGGCAUCAUCAAAGACAGGCGUCGAAUAGAAGAAGCAGUUGCCAGCGGAACGAGCCUAGGUGCUAAGAGUUCAAAGUUAUCGAGAUAUUCUCAGAUCGACGCUGCUCUGCUUGAGUGGUUUCGUCGAAUUAGGACCAAUUGUCCAGAAACUCCGAUAACUUGUCUGGAGAUUCUAACGAAGGCAACCGCAAUAGGAAAAGAGCUGAAAAGAAGAGAAGUUGCUGCUUACAAGUCGUUUGACGAAAAUUGCCUCGAUCUCAAUUGGGUGGAUCGCUGGAAGAAGAGGAAUGCGAUAGCAUCAAAGAAAAUGCACGCCGAAAGUCAAUCAGCCGACAAAAAUGCUGCAGCUGAUUGGGUGCAAAAUCAGCUGCAAUUGAUUCGACAAGAAUUCUCUGAUGACAACUUCUUUAAUGCAGAUGAAACUGCGCUAUUUUGGAAACUCAUGCCUGAUAGAACCCUCGCAUUCAAAGGUGAAAAGUGCCGAGGAGGAAAACAUUCUAAGGAACGCCUAACAAUUCUUGUCGACGCCAGUGCUACGGGAGAAAAAUUGUCUUUAUUUGCUAUUGGCAAAAGCAAGAAACCACAUUGCUUUCGCGGUGUGGCAAACAUUCCCGUAGCUUACGAUGCUAACAGAACUGCUUGGAUGACGAAGCAGUUAUUUGAGCCGUGGCUGAGAAAGUUAAACGCAAAAAUGCUUGGCCAGAAAAGAAAAAUUGCGUUGAUUCUUGACAAUUUUUCAGGCCACCCUCAGGUUGCCUUGUCAAACGUGAAAGUAUUCUUUCUUCCUCCAAACACAACGUCUAUAGUCCAGCCAAUGGAUGCAGGCAUUAUAAAGAACUUGAAGUUUCACUAUAGGCGAUUGUUGAUGAAGAAGCCAUUGCUCUGCUACGAAACGGAAACGCCAUUUGCAAUUAACGUUCUUCACGCUUUAGAGUGGCUAAAAAUAGCAUGGAAAUCGGUUGAUGCUCAAGAGUGGAAGAGCCGCGUCUUCCGCAUUCCUUUCCGCUUUGGAGCAACGCAGAGGAUGCCUGGUCUCACACAAGGGAUUGACUGGACCGAAUUCGUUGACGUAGACCAAUGUGUUGCGGUGGGGCCUAGCAGUAAAAGAGACUCCGUUAAUGAUAUUUUAGACACAGUCUUUCCAGAAACAAGAGAACCACUCGAUGAAAGCACUACCUCUGACGAAGAAGAUGUCGAAGAAAUUGAUACUUCUCCUCCACCAUCGUUCAAAGAGGCUAUGACAAGCAUUGGAUCAGCAUUGGACUAUCUUCGGACAAUUCAAGGGUCAGAGGCAGAGUGCCUGAAAUUGGCAAAUAUUCGUGAGUAUAUGGUAACUGAGAUAUGGGUGGUCGAAGAACUUUGUCAACAGCAGAAUUUGACCUUAUUAAGUACUUGA
Molecule: messenger RNA, 2088 nt
Organism: Corticium candelabrum
Lineage: Eukaryota; Metazoa; Porifera; Homoscleromorpha; Homosclerophorida; Plakinidae
Product: tigger transposable element-derived protein 4-like
Exons: 4
Coding region: 544-2088 (514 amino acids)
Cellular component (GO): nucleus
Molecular function (GO): DNA binding
Source: RefSeq, a predicted model, not a curated record